Messenger RNA from Alosa sapidissima (American shad), 6386 nucleotides. Its product is annotated as NACHT, LRR and PYD domains-containing protein 3-like. The record is from RefSeq and is a predicted model, not a curated record. Gene Ontology annotation, molecular function: protein binding. Lineage: Eukaryota; Metazoa; Chordata; Actinopteri; Clupeiformes; Clupeidae. The transcript has 21 exons. Gene Ontology annotation, biological process: regulation of apoptotic process. The coding region runs from base 122 to 5749 and encodes 1875 amino acids.
GUACGCUCUGAGCCCGACGCGCGGUGAGGAGAGGCAGCUCGUGAAACUCCCACCAGUUUCCCUACAGACCAUUUAGGUAUCUGCGGACAUCUGCACACGGAUACAAACACAAUCAGACGUGAUGGACUCUGAUCCAGAUGGGAAGAAGAGGACCAGAGACUCCAAAGUGGGCGUGUCUUCAUCUGACUCUGACAGUGUCCAGCAGGGGGCGUCAGGCACAGACGAGAUGCAGAGGGACUCUGUAGAACACAGAUGGACACCAGAGGAGGCAGAGGUCCAUGAGAAAUUCAGAUCCACAUUGAAGAGCACGUUUCAGCAUCUGGUUGAGGGAAUACCUAAUCAGGGAGAAUCCAGACUCCUCCAAGAGAUCUACACAGAUCUCCACAUCACAGAGGGAGGAGGAGGGGUCAAUGAUGAACAUGAGGUCAGACAGAUAGAGAGAGCAUCCUGGAGAGAAGCAGCACGAGGCAGACCAAUCGAAUGCAGUAACAUCUUUAAACCCUUAUUGAACGAUGAACAAUCUGAGUCUGAUGAUACAUCUGAUGAAUGUGAUGAAGCGUCUGAUAAAUCUGAUCACAGACAACACAAACCCAUCAGAACAGUGCUGACAAAGGGAGUGGCGGGCAUUGGGAAAACAGUCUCUGUGCAGAAGUUCAUCCUGGACUGGACUGAAGGAAAAAACAAUCAAGAUGUCCACUUCAUAUUUCCUCUUCCUUUCCGAGAGUUGAACCUGAUGAAGAACAAGAAACUCAGUCUGGUGAAGCUUAUUCAACACUUUUUUCCAGAAAUUAAAGAUUCAAAAAUCUUCACCAGUUCAGAGCACAGAGUCAUGUUCAUCUUUGAUGGUCUGGAUGAGUGUCGACUUCCUCUAGAUUUCCAUUCUAAGCUGAGUUGUUGUGAUGUGACAGAGCCAGUCUUAGUUAACGUGCUGCUGACAAACCUCGUCAAGAGGAAUCUGCUUCCCUCUGCUCUCCUUUGGAUCACCACCCGGCCAGCAGCAGCCAGUCAGAUCCCUCCUGAGUGUGUGGACCAGGUGACAGAAAUAAGGGGAUUCAAUGACCCACAGAAAGAGGAGUACUUUAGGAAGAGAGUCCGUGAUGAAAACCUCGCCAACAGAACCAUCACACACCUAAAGUCAUCCAGGAGUCUCUACAUCAUGUGCCACAUUCCGGUCUUCUGCUGGAUUUCAGCCACUGUGGUAGAGAGAACAUCAUUUGAAUCAGAAAACAUAGAAAUGCCAAGAACUCUCACUCAAAUGUACACUCACUUCCUGAUCAUUCAGACAAGCCUGAAAAAAGCCAAGUACACAGAGAGAAAAGAGACAGAUGAAGAGAUAAUUUUCAAACUGGGGAAACUGGCUUUCCAACAGCUGAAGGAAGGGAAUCUGAUCUUCUAUGAGGAAGACCUGGGAGAGUGUGACAUUAAUGUCACAGAAGCAUCAGUGUACUCAGGAGUGUGUACUCAGAUCUUCAGAGAGGAGUCUGGGGUGUACCAAGGGAAGGUGUUCAGCUUUGUGCAUCUGAGCAUUCAAGAGUUUCUUGCAGCUUUAUAUGUGUUCCUCUGCUUUGAAAACAGAGAGAGAAGCAUGACUGACCAACAUCAAACCUCUCAGCUCUCUGCCCUAUUCAGAGCUGCAACACUGCAUGACCUACACAAGACUGCAGUGGACCUGGCCUUACAGAGUGAGAAUGGACACCUGGACCUUUUCCUCCGCUUCCUUUUGGGCCUGUCACUGGAGUCCAAUCAGAAUCUCUUAAUGCACCUACUGCCACAGACAAUAAGUCAUAAACAGAGCUCAGAGCAAACAGUCCAGUAUAUCAAACAGAAGAUCAGAGAUCAAAGUAAUUCAGGCAGAAGGAUCAACCUGUUCUACUGUCUGAAUGAACUGAAUCACCAUUCUGUAGUGGAGAAGAUUGACAGGAGCUCAGGAACUCUGUUUGUAGACACACUCAUACCAGGAGAGUGGGAGACUAGGAGAUUUACAUUUAAGAUUCCAGAGGAGCAGCUGGAUGAGUUUGACCUGCAGAAGUACAUAAAGACACCAGAGACUGAUCAGACUGAACUCCUCAGUCCAGAUGAAGUUCUUCAGAGGCUGGUUCCAGUGGUCACAUCAGCACUGCUGUAUGAGUGUUCCCUCACAGAGAAGAGCUGUGCUGCGAUAGCGUCAGCUGCCAGACCAAACUCCUGCAGUUUGAAGGAGCUGAACCUGAGUGACAAUGAUCUUCAUGAUGCAGGAGUUCAGCAUCUCUCAGAUCUCCUCAAGAAUCCCCACUGCAAACUGGAGAAACUAGAGCUGAGUUGGUGUUCCCUCACAGAGAAUAGCUGUGCUGCGAUAGCGUCAGCUGCCAGAUCAAACUCCUGCAGUUUGAAGGAGCUGGACCUGAGUCACAAUGAUCUUCAUGAUGCAGGAGUUCAGCAUCUCUCAGAGCUCCUCAAGAAUCCCCACUGCAAACUGGAGAAACUAGUGCUGGUUAAUUGUUCCCUCACAGAGAAGAGCUGUGCUGCGAUAGCGUCAGCUGCCAGAUCAAACUCCUGCAGUUUGAAGGAGCUGAACCUGAGUCACAAUAAGCUUCAUGAUGCAGGAGUUCAGCAUCUCUCAGAGCUCCUCAAGAAUCCCCACUGCAAACUGGAGACACUAGAGCUGGUGCAGUGUCUCCUCACAGAGAAGAGUUGUGCUGUGAUAGCGUCAGCUGCCAGAUCAAACUCCUGCAGUUUGAAGGAGCUGAACCUGAGGGGCAAUGAGCUUCAUGAUGCAGGAGUUCAGCAUCUCUCAGAGCUCCUCAAGAAUCCCCACUGCAAACUGGAGACACUAGAGCUGAGUGAUUGUUUCCUCACAGAGAAGAGCUGUGCUGUGAUAGCGUCAGCUGCCAGAUCAAACUCCUGCAGUUUGAAGGAGCUGAACCUGAAUAGAAAUGAGCUUCAUGAUGCAGGAGUUCAGCAUCUCUCAGAGCUCCUCAAGAAUCCCCACUGCAAACUGGAGAAACUAGAGCUGAGUGAUUGUUUCCUCACAGAGAAGAGCUGUGCUGUGAUAGCAUCAGCUGCCAGAUCAAACUCCUGCAGUUUGAAGGAGCUGAACCUGAGUCACAAUGAGCUUCAUGAUGCAGGAGUUCAGCAUCUCUCAGAGCUCCUCAAGAAUCCCCACUGCAAACUGGAGACACUAGUGCUGCAGUAUUGUUCCCUCACAGAGAAGAGUUGUGCUGUGAUAGCAUCAGCUGCCAGAUCAAACUCCUGCAGUUUGAAGGAGCUGAACCUGAGUCACAAUGAGCUUCAUGAUGCAGGAGUUCAGCAUCUCUCAGAGCUCCUCAAGAAUCCCCACUGCAAACUGGAGACACUAGUGCUGCAGUAUUGUUCCCUCACAGAGAAGAGCUGUGCUGUGAUAGCGUCAGCUGCCAGAUCAAACUCCUGCAGUUUGAAGGAGCUGAACCUGAGUCACAAUGAGCUUCAUGAUGCAGGAGUUCAGCAUCUCUCAGAGCUCCUCAAGAAUCCCCACUGCAAACUGGAGAAACUACAGCUGGUUAAUUGUUUCCUCACAGAGAAGAGCUGUGCUGCGAUAGCGUCAGCUGCCAGAUCAAACUCCUGCAGUUUGAAGGAGCUGAACCUGAGUCACAAUGAGCUUCAUGAUGCAGGAGUUCAGCAUCUCUCAGAGCUCCUCAAGAAUCCCCACUGCAAACUGGAGACACUAGUGCUGAGUGAUUGUUUCCUCACAGAGAAGAGCUGUGCUGUGAUAGCGUCAGCUGCCAGAUCAAACUCCUGCAGUUUGAAGGAGCUGAACCUGAGGGGCAAUGAGCUUCAUGAUGCAGGAGUUCAGCAUCUCUCAGAGCUCCUCAAGAAUCCCCACUGCAAACUGGAGAAACUAGAGCUGAGUGAUUGUUUCCUCACAGAGAAGAGCUGUGCUGCGAUAGCGUCAGCUGCUGGAUCAAACUCCUGCAGUUUGAAGGAGCUGAACCUGAGUGACAAUGAGCUUCAUGAUGCAGGAGUUCAGCAUCUCUCAGAGCUCCUCAAGAAUCCCCACUGCAAACUGGAGACACUAGUGCUGAGUGAUUGUUUCCUCACAGAGAAGAGCUGUGCUGUGAUAGCAUCAGCUGCCAGAUCAAACUCCUGCAGUUUGAAGGAGCUGAACCUGAGUCACAAUGAGCUUCAUGAUGCAGGAGUUCAGCAUCUCUCAGAGCUCCUCAAGAAUCCCCACUGCAAACUGGAGACACUAGUCGCUCACUCGCCACACACUCCUCGUCUCCCUCUUAUUUGGCUGAUGAGUUGUUCCCUCACAGACAAGAGCUGUGCUGCGAUAGCGUCAGCUGCUGGAUCAAACUCCUGCAGUUUGAAGGAGCUGAACCUGAGUGAGAAUGAGCUUCAUGAUGCAGGAGUUCAGCAUCUCUCAGAGCUCCUCAAGAAUCCCCACUGCAAACUGGAGACACUAGUAGUGGAUGUUGGUAUAUUCCUAAAGGAGAGUCCAGCAGCAGCAGCAGCCUCUGCUAGCAGCUCCCACUCAGAUGCUGCAGAGCUGCACCUCAGAGACAAAGUCCAGCAGGACCCAGGAGCACAGCUGCUCUCUCUGGACACGGAGGAUCACCACAGUGAUGCCCCACAGAGGAGCUGUGAAUUCUGUGCUGAAGUUCCAGACUCCAGCCACUGGGUCCUGUUGAAGCCUGAAGUCUCCACAGAUGAGAGUGUCUCCACCUAUAGCCUGAGCUCUCCUGCAGGGAGCUAUGAGUGCUCAGAGUCUGGUCUGCGCUGGACAUGUGAUGGUCCAGUCACCCUGCAGUACCGCUUCACAGACUGGCAUGUCUUUGCUGAAGAGCUGGCCCACAUGCAGUCCAGACCAGCUGGUCCUCUGAUGGACAUCAGGGUCAUGUCAGGAGAGCUGGAGGAGAUCCACCUGCCACAUUACCUCUGUUUGGGGGGUUUUGAGGCGUCUGUGGGUGAUGCUGUGAGGGUCCUGCAUGGGCGGGAGAGUGGAGUGUGUGUGGAGGUGUGUGAGCUGACCCGACACCAUGCCAGGCUUCUCCACCCCUCCUUCUCUCUGUUAGGGCUGGUGUAUUACCUGAGGGAUCUGUUUUCUCCCAAAGUCCACUGUGAGCUGCUGCUCUUCUGCACCUGCACCGCUCCCCUGGUUCUCCAGGCCUACCUGGUGCCGACCUACCCGAACGACCCAGCUCACAUCCGGGCCAUCCUCCAGAAGGAUGUGGAGAAGGAGAAGACAGGGGUGUGGAUCGACAAACCCCGCGUCUUGGGCUCACUCCGGGAGAUGGACACCUUUUGUGUGAGGACAUCAUGCCCAUCUGAGAUUCAGCCCGAGAAGAUGAACCUGUGGCCGCUCUCCACUGGUAACUUCUGUGAGGUGUACAUGGAGCAGCCAGAGAAGGAAUUUGAUAUGGAGGUCAUCAGCUCUCAACAGCCCAUCUGGACAGUCAAGAUCCGCAGACGUGACUACUGCAAGCCCAGCAGGAGCCCAGGACAGGGCAGCAGCCAGGGGACAAACACAGAGCGGCUGGCCCAGGUGCGGCCCGGCCUCAUCAGGGGAGUGUCCAGAGGAGUCCUGAGGAGCACGCUGGACCGUCUCCAGGCCCACAGGCCUCCUGUGCUGAGCAGCAGGGAGGCUGAAGAGGUCCUGCAGAGGAGCCAGGUGCUGCAGGACCAGGUGAGCUGCCUGGUGGACAUGGUGCACAGGAAGGGAGAUACAGCCUGCAGCAUCAUGCUGGUCCUGCUGGAGGAACUGGACCCCCACCUGCAUGGAGAGCUGCACCUGUGAGCACUGGACCCCCACCUGCAUGGAGAGCUGCACCUGUGAGAACUGGACCCCCACCUGUAUUGGAAAGCUGCACCUGUGAGAACUGGACCCCCACCUGCAUGGAGAGCUGCACCUGUGAGCACUGGACCCCCACCUGUAUUGGAAAGCUGCACCUGUGAGAACUGGACCCCCACCUGUAUUGGAAAGCUGCACCUGUGAGAACUGGACCCCCACCUGUAUGGAGAGCUGCACCUGUGAGCACUUAGUAAGAGCAGUGAUGAUGUGUGGUGUUGUACAGUUCAAUUCAUUGUUGUCAUCAUAAGUUUACUCAGUUUAUGGACCACGACUCUGGUCUCAUAUGAAUGAAGUCCACACAUUACUCAUGUAUAACAUCUAAAUCUAAAUGAUCUAUUAGCAGUGAGGUCACUUUUUAAGAAUUUUUUUUUUUUUGGGGGAGGGGGGGGGGGGGGGCACCAAGAUGACACCUUUGUCUGUGACUCUCCAACAGUGGUUCUUAUGGAAUAUUUUCCCUAUCUUACCAUCCUUCAUACUGUAUGUGGGGGCAAGAUAACCAUGGGUCUUUGUCCAAGCAUGUUUGUCAUUUUUCCAGAUGAUUAGAACCUUUUAAUCAUUGUUUUAACUGUCAAUAUAGGCAUUU